Purpureocillium lilacinum is the source of this 555-nucleotide messenger RNA. RefSeq lists its product as uncharacterized. Gene Ontology annotation, molecular function: A2-type glycerophospholipase activity. Gene Ontology annotation, biological process: phospholipid metabolic process; arachidonate secretion. Lineage: Eukaryota; Fungi; Ascomycota; Sordariomycetes; Hypocreales; Ophiocordycipitaceae. The record is from RefSeq and is a predicted model, not a curated record.
AUGAAGUUCCACGCGGCUGUCCUUGCUCUGGCCUCUGUCGCCAUCGCCGCGCCUGUCGCCGAUGCGACGACGAGCAUCGCCGAGCGACAGAGCUCCAAUGCCGUCACCGACCAGCUCCUCUUCAGCCUGACGCUCCCCCAGUUCACGGCCCGUCGCAACAAGAAGGACCCGGCCACGUUGGACUGGUCCUCGGAUGGCUGCACCAGCUCCCCGGACAACCCUUUCGGCUUCCCCUUCCUGCCUGGAUGCCACCGCCAUGACUUUGGCUACCAGAACUACCGCGCCCAGGCUCGCUUCACCAAGGCCGCGAAGGCCAAGAUUGACCUCAACUUCAAGACCGAUCUGUACUACCAGUGCCAGGGUGUGUCGGCCAAGGGGGCCUGCCAGGCCCUGGCUGACGUGUACUACGAAGCCGUGCGCAGGUUUGGCGGCGGCGACGCUACCAAGCGGGAGGAGCAGGAGGAAGUUGAUCGCGCCUACGAGGAGGCCGUUGCGAGAUACGAGAAGGCCGUCAAGGAGGCCCAGGAGGAGGGUCUUCUGCCUGUUCUUGACUGA